AUGGAGAUUACCAAGAUCCCACAGAACAGCAGACUGAUCAUCUAUGAGUUCCUCCAACAUAUCUUCCAACUAUUUAGCAAGAAUCUUCCUGUUGAUGCUUGGAAUACAAGCAAGAUCGACAAAUUCCAAAACGGAAUUCAUCAUCAAAUUGAAGAAUUGGAGACAUGUCUGUCAGAAGAGCAAUCAAAACUAAGAAACAACUUUCAAACAUGGAUCCUAAAAAGCUCUAUAUACAGCAUAAAAAAGUACUUUAAAAGAAUCACCAGUUUCCUACAAGAUAAGCAAUACAGCCACUGUUCCUGGGAAGCAGUUAAAAUGGAACUGAGAAUGUGUUAUAUAAUUUUUGACAGUCUUAUGAAAAAAAAAACUACAUAA
This is a messenger RNA of Manacus vitellinus (golden-collared manakin), 375 nucleotides long. Its product is annotated as interferon alpha-2. Gene Ontology annotation, molecular function: cytokine activity; type I interferon receptor binding. Bases 1 to 375 code for a protein of 124 amino acids. NCBI's taxonomy places the organism in Eukaryota, Metazoa, Chordata, Aves, Passeriformes, Pipridae. Gene Ontology annotation, cellular component: extracellular region. The record is from RefSeq and is a predicted model, not a curated record. The transcript has a single exon. Gene Ontology annotation, biological process: adaptive immune response; defense response; cytokine-mediated signaling pathway.